Monopterus albus (swamp eel) is the source of this 244-nucleotide messenger RNA. Its product is annotated as multiple C2 and transmembrane domain-containing protein 1-like. The annotation marks the transcript as partial. The record is from RefSeq and is a predicted model, not a curated record. NCBI's taxonomy places the organism in Eukaryota, Metazoa, Chordata, Actinopteri, Synbranchiformes, Synbranchidae. The transcript has 3 exons.
CAUGCUGCCACUGGCGCUGCUGCUGCUGCUCCUCUGGAACUACUUCUCCUCGAGCAGGGAAACAGCUGAGAUGUCGGUGGAGGCCAUGUUUGAAUGGGAAGAUGAAGAAGAGGACAAGGAGGAAAAGGACUCAGAGCCCAGGGGCUUCAUGGAUAAACUGUACGCCAUCCAGGACGUGUUCAUCAGCGUACAGAGCACCCUGGACGAGGUGGCAUCGUACGGAGAGAGGAUAAAGAAGUGGGUG